This is a messenger RNA of Anopheles nili, 2760 nucleotides long. RefSeq names its product CDK5 and ABL1 enzyme substrate 2. The record is from RefSeq and is a predicted model, not a curated record. NCBI's taxonomy places the organism in Eukaryota, Metazoa, Arthropoda, Insecta, Diptera, Culicidae. The coding region runs from base 1 to 1854 and encodes 617 amino acids. The transcript is spliced from 5 exons. Gene Ontology annotation, biological process: regulation of cell cycle.
AUGGCUAGUUCUAUGAACAGCAAGAACCGCAUUCGUCGUCGACUGGCAGCGAUAUCGUUUCUGUCCAACAUCUCGCUGGACGGUACCCACCGGGACACGAAGCUCGGCCCGCUGCACGGAGGCGGAGGAGGCGCGUCACUCGGUAGAGCAACGGGAGGCCUCACCAGUGCGGCACUCGCACUGAACAACAAUGAUCCGGACGGCGUGGCCGGCACCGGUAGCGAUGAGACGGGCGAUGACGGUCUCGAUGGUUCCGGUUGGCAACCGGACGGAAGGACCGCGCCUUGCGAGGGUGCGGCCAGCUUGAGUGGGCCGGGUAACGCGCUGCUGGCCACGGACGGGCACCAGCGGGCGCGGGCCAGAACCGGAACAUUCAGCAAAAGCCCCGAGCGGCACGCCGGAAAGCGCAUCGACAGCGAGGGCAACAUGCUACCGAGUAACGGCUCCUCGGUCAAGGGCACUCCCCUGAAGGAUCGUGAAAAUUGGAAUCCAAACGACGGCCGGUUGAACCAUACGGCGGACAAACGCCUGCGUGCGAACUCCGCCACACAGCGGCCAACCGGUGCGAAGCGAUCGCUGUUGAUGAACACAAGCGCCGGAGCGAUCACCACCGGAAAUGGUGCUACCGGAACGGAGGAUCACCGUGGCAGUGCUGGUGUGGGUUGGCAAACGAACAGCAGCACCGAAAGUCUCAUUCAUGGCCGCACCAGCAAGAGUGUCGUCAUCAACGAGCACGGAGCAGGUGGGACUGGUGUUCGUUACUACAAUCACAUGGACAGCAGGAUGCAGCAUCCGACCGGGUUCCAGGAGGACCGGAUUGUGCUGGUCUCGAAGAAGGCACCAUGCCACAUUUUCUCCGUGCUGCCGUACUGCAAGGGCAAAGCGUCCCGAUCGGAACAACGCCGUGAACGCCGACGUCAUCCGUCCGGAGCACGGCCACUGUCGUCGAUAAAUGACGCACCGUUUGAUGCAUUCCGGCUGCUUGGGAUCGAGCGUGCCGGUGAGAUUGGCCAAGAGGUGUCGUAUGGCUACCUGUUGAUACCGUCACGCAGCUACCACCGGGAGAAGAAGCACGCCAGUGCCGAGAAAACCAUCAAGAGUGCGUUUGAGAUACCGAACUUUGCAUCACUUGAGAACCACGCGGCGGCGCGCUACUACGACACGCUGAACCGUAAUAGUGCGGCUAGUCCUUCGCAGGGAGCCGGGACCGUAAGUGGUACAGGUGGGCAGACUGGAGGUGGUGCUGGCAGUGGCCCUUCGUCAGGGUUGCUUGAUCUUUCGAAGGAAUUCGACGAUGGGUUUACGUCCAUCUCUGGGAUACAAUAUUCGGCCAACAUACUGGACGAUCCGGAGCUCAUCGCAGGCAAGCAUCGCACGCUGCUGACCUUCACGUCGUACGUGACCUCCGUCAUCGAUUACGUUCGCCCAUCCGAGCUGAAGAAGGAAUUAAACGAUCAGUUCCGGGAAAAGUUCCCACAGAUCCAGCUGACGCUCAGCAAGCUGAGAAGCAUUAAGCGGGAGAUGAAGCGUAUCAACAAGCUGGACAAUCGCAUCGAUUUUCUGACCAUAUCCCAGGCAUACGUGUACUUCGAAAAGCUGAUCCUGUCGAAGCUCGUCAACAAGGAGAAUCGGAAACUGUGCGCUGGUGCCUGUCUUCUGCUGAGUGCCAAGCUAAACGACAUCAAGGGCGAAGCGCUGAAGAGCUUGAUUGAGAAAACGGAAAGCGUCUUUCGUCUGAAUCGCAAGGAACUGAUCGCUUCGGAGUUUGCCGUGCUGGUUGCACUGGAGUUCAGUCUACACGUGUCAACCCAGGAAAUCCAUCCGCACUAUCAACGCUUGAUCUAUGAAUCCUAGGCCCAAUGCAGGCGCUAGCGAUAAUCUGGGAUAGCUAGCGAUUUCACAAUUUAAAGCUUAAAGCUACUUCUUCAUCAGUGUCAUAUGCUGCAAGAGGCAUUUAUCGGGGUUUUUUUAGGUGCUGGGUAUUAUGUAACUAAACUGCAACGAAAAUUGACGAUGAAAAUGAGCAGGGACGUAAUUUAUUUUUUUUUGUCCUGUAGCGUAGGGAUAGCAGAUGGAAUAUUUAUGAAGAAGAGAAAAUAUACAGCACCUCAUUCUGCAGUUUACAUAUAACUUAAUCAAGAUACACCUGCUACGAGCAUUACCAAAUCCUUCAGAAGGGAAUUCAUAUUUGGAUCGAAUCUUUUACUCCGUCAGAUCUAAUAGAGGAGCUAGGAGGUAUAAAUGGUAGAUGAGGCGACCGUGCUCAAAAAGAGGUCGUAUCGAUUCCAGUAUCGAUAGAAAGACAACCCUGGGAGAGUGAUGUACUUAAGGAUUGUUAACCGACGUACUGUAUCUCAUUCAAGAUGGUGAGUGAAUCGUUUAAUUUUGAUUAGUUUUCUAUUGUUUCGCGUUAAUGAUUCAUUUGUUUACUCGUCGUAUAAACUUUUAUGAAAAAUCGCAUGCUUAUCCGGCAAACGGUGACAUGCCAGAGCGAGAGAAAAAAAAGAACAAAAGAAGAAUCAGUUUAUGAAACUGAAAUUAUCGUUUAAACGCUCAAGUACUUUACGGAAUCGUAGUUUUUUUGUGUCGAUUUUAUUAUCCUUGAUUCGUUACAUAUUACGUUAAUUCGCGGUCUGUUGGGUGUCGUCUUAAAGCGCGUUUAUUUUUUUAUCUUAUUAACCUUUAUAAAACAGUUACUACCUACGGUAAAGUACAGUUUUGAACCAAUUUUUUUACAACCGCAUAAUAAACAUGGUAAAA